GUUCAUGAUUAGAGACAUUUUGUUGGAGCUAGUUAACAGCUGUUAAAUUUGAUGCCAAAUGAAUGAACUAAAAUGAACUAUUCAAAAACAUUUUAAACGUUUUGCACCGCAAUUUUAUAAGAUAAUUGACGUGUUUUACCUGAAUUACUAACGAAUGUGUAACCAAUGUUUUUUUUCACUGGGAACAUUUCGAUGCGAGCUGCUAAUAACUAACAGCGUAUGUUAAAGUCUUUUUAUAGGUGCCCACAGUUGAGAAAACGCAUAGUGUAAAAUCAGAAUGUUUUCUGCGAAAUAAUACAUAAUUGAAUUAAACAAUAAAAAAUUGGCACACCGCUGCAGUUAAUUUAAAACUGUUAUAGAAACAAAUAACUGUAGCAAAGCACACCACCCAAUCGUCAUUAAUAAAAUAAAAAAGGCGCAGACACACACACGCACGCAUACCCUCUCGAAAGGGCUAUAACAAUUUGACAAGGUAGAAGAAACAAUAAAUUGAUCUGCAUAAUGCCACCAAAGGAACGCAACAUAGCCAUGAUGGGCUACCGUUCAGUGGGUAAAUCAUCGCUCAGUAUACAAUUCGUGGAAGGCCAAUUCGUGGACUCGUAUGAUCCAACAAUCGAGAAUACAUUUACCAAGGCGACGCGCGUCAACUCGCAGGAUUAUCGGGUUAAGCUGGUCGAUACGGCUGGACAGGAUGAGUAUAGCAUAUUCCCAGUUCAGUAUAGCAUGGACUUUCAUGGAUACGUUCUGGUAUAUUCCAUAACCAGUCAAAAGUCCUUUGAAGUGAUCAAAAUCAUAUACGAAAAGUUAUUGGAUGUGAUGGGCAUGAAAUAUGUACCUGUAGUCUUAGUAGGAAAUAAGACGGAUUUGCAUCAGGAGCGCACAGUUUCCACGGACGAGGGCAAAAAACUAGCGGAAUCCUGGCGAGCCGCAUUUCUCGAAACCUCCGCCAAACAAAAUGAGUCUGUCGGCGAUAUUUUUCAUCAAUUACUCGUGCUAAUUGAGAACGAGAAUGGGAAUCCACCCGAGAAGAGCAGUUGUAUUGUAUCAUAAGUGCUUGGCAAAUGGAGGUCAGCGUUAAUAAUGUCGAAACUGUGAAGUUCUGGCCCAUACCACGGCGGCAUUGUUUCAUCUUUUAUAAAUAGUUUGUUUGGUCCGCGAAGAUGGGAAAAUUCUACAAACUACUAGCAAUAAGUUAACAGCAAAUUUAAACAAAUACAUAACAACUAACAAAUGUGUAGGGAUCCCAAGUGUUGCCUAGCACCGUUCGAGGUCAGACUUUAGCAACAAAAGCAGGUUUAAGUUAGUACUUUUUCACAACAACAAUUCAGUUAUAAAAUUUAUACGCAAACUUA
Molecule: messenger RNA, 1352 nt
Organism: Drosophila grimshawi
Lineage: Eukaryota; Metazoa; Arthropoda; Insecta; Diptera; Drosophilidae
Gene: Rheb
Product: GTP-binding protein Rheb homolog
Exons: 5
Coding region: 502-1050 (182 amino acids)
Biological process (GO): small GTPase-mediated signal transduction
Cellular component (GO): plasma membrane
Molecular function (GO): GDP binding; GTPase activity; GTP binding
Source: RefSeq, a predicted model, not a curated record